AUGUUUUAGGAUCCAGAAGAGAAAGAUAUGAUAGGCGAUCUUCUUAAUGGUAUUUCAAAUCCUCAUGCUCUUUUAGAUAGUUUUGAAGCAGAGAAAACAAAAAAAUCAUAUUCUAACAAUAGACCCCCUGCAUUGGAAAUUAAAUAAUACCAAAAGGCCUCACCUGUUUAUCAACCCAAGGUCUAUUCACCUUAGGUUUAACAUAAAGCAAAUUCUUACGAUUUGGAUUUACGACUAACAAAAAUACCUGUUUAGCAAAGUGCUCCUAAUUCAGCCUUAAAAGCCAAAUCAUAUGAGUGCAUGACAUAAUUUAUUCCAGAAGAAGAAACAAGUCUAGAAGGAGAUUUAAUAUCUAAAUGCAAGGAUUAAAAUGGUGCCAGAAGCAUUCAAAAGCAAUUCUAAGAAGGAUCUGUUGCAAUCAAAGAUUUGAUAUUCAGUAGACUUGAAAAGGGCUUCGUAUCCUUGUCAAAGGAUGUAUUUGGUAAUUAUGUCAUUUAAAAUCUUCUCGAAAAUGGAACUCAAUUACAACAACAAAAAAUGCUUAUAAUUUUAUAGCCCCACACUUAACAACUUGCAUUUCAUUAAUAUGGAUGUAGAGUCUUAUAAAGGCUGUUAUAAAAUUCCCAUAAAACUCCAGAGUUCAAAGUGUUAUUUGAUUCAAUAAAGGGCAAAGUCAGAGAUUUAGUGAUAGAUCAGCAUGGAAAUCACGUUGUGCAAAAACUUAUCUAACUAAUGGAAGGCGAUGUCAGCCUCUGGGUUUUAGAUGGAGUUGAAGGACAAAUAAGCAAGUUGGUUACAAAUUCUUUUGGAUGCAGGAUCAUCUAAAAAGCUAUUUCAAUCUCAAACAAUCAUGCCGAACGUUAGAUGAGUGUUUUACAAGAAAUCAUGAAGAUAUCUCAAGAAUUAUGCACUUCAUAAUAUGGCAAUUAUAUCAUUCAGUAAUUAUUGAAAGAUGGCCCAGAAGUUAUCUAAAUUGAAAUUUAGCAAAUUAUAAUGGAUAAAAUAGAAGAAUACAGCUUGAAUAAGUUUGGGAGUAAUGUUGUUGAUUGUGCAAUCAAAUGUUCAAAUAAUAAAUUCAAAUUAAAAAUUAUGGAGUUACUAUUGAGUCAAAAGAAUCAUCCAGUUUUAUUUGUAAGUCUCUCAAAAAAUGCAUAUGGCAAUUAUGUUGUCUAAAACUUUCUUAAAUUUUCCGAUAGUGAAAUAUAAAAAGAGUUUUAUCUGAAAAUUACAAACAAUUAAUAACUAUUGUAAGAAAUUUAAUAAUCACAAUUUGGUUAAUACGUCUAUUAGAUGUUAACUUAGAAAUUAGAACUUGAAGCUUUUAAAUUAUGA
Messenger RNA from Paramecium tetraurelia, 1332 nucleotides. RefSeq lists its product as uncharacterized. Gene Ontology annotation, molecular function: mRNA binding. The record is from RefSeq and is a predicted model, not a curated record. Gene Ontology annotation, cellular component: cytoplasm. The transcript is spliced from 6 exons. Gene Ontology annotation, biological process: post-transcriptional regulation of gene expression. NCBI's taxonomy places the organism in Eukaryota, Ciliophora, Oligohymenophorea, Peniculida, Parameciidae.